AUGGACGAAAAAGAUGAUCGGUCUGAUUGGGGAGGAUUGGCUCCAGAGAUACUCAUCAACAUCAUUUCAAGGUUAACGAUUCAGGAGCGAUGGACGGGACCGAUGUUCGUCAGAAAAUCGUGGCUAACCGUUUGCAGAGAUCCGUAUCUAUGGUCUAUCUUCGAUCUGGAGCCAUGGUUCGAGUCAUACCCCGAGUCGACUCGCUUGUGGUCCACUGAUUUCGAGCAGAAGGGAGACUCAAUGCUCCGAUCAGUCGUUGAUUGGAGCGACGGAGGAUUAACCGAGAUCCGUGUCCGCCAUUGCAGCGACCACGCGCUCUCUUACGCCGCCGAUAGAUGCCCGAAUCUCCAGGUUCUUGCCAUUAGAAGCAGUCCUAACGUGACAGACGCAUCGAUGACGAAGAUAGCGUCCCGGUGCAGGAGUUUAAAGGAACUCGAUAUCAGUUACUGUCACGAGAUAUCUCACGACACACUUGUGGUGAUAGGUAGGAACUGUCCCAAUCUCACGACCCUCAAACGCAACCUUAUGGAUUGGUCUUCUCGGCACAUUGGCUCUGUUCCUACAGAGUACUUAGAUACUUGUCCUCAAGACGGAGACACAGAAGCUGACGCGAUCGGAAAACACAUGGUUAAUCUAGAGCAUUUGGAGAUUCAGUUCUCUAGAUUAUCGGUCAAGGGACUCGCUUCGAUAUGCGAGGGUUGUCCGAAUCUAAAGUACUUGGACUUGUUUGGGUGUGUGCAUUUGUCAAGCCGUGACAUUGCGAACAAUGUGUCAAGGCUGAAGUUGCUUAAGGAGGUGAAGAAGCCAGCUGUUUAUGUGCCGAGGGGAGGGGAUGUGGCUCAGACGGAGAGGUACGGACAUUGGAGACUCUAUGACGAGAGAUUCGAUAUACAAUCCAUGAGGAUCUGA
Messenger RNA from Arabis nemorensis, 909 nucleotides. The record is from the annotation of a GenBank genome assembly. NCBI's taxonomy places the organism in Eukaryota, Viridiplantae, Streptophyta, Magnoliopsida, Brassicales, Brassicaceae.